AAUGCGAACGUCGACGUAGGCCCGCCUGUUGUAGUACAAGCGGCACAAGCACAAAAAAAGGAGUCCCAUGAAAACAUCGCACGAAUAGCAAAGCGGUAUCUCGACGAUAACAUGCAGCAGGCGUGGAUCAAUCCUCGGUUAAUAUCAAUGAUAAACGUGGAAGCAGUAACUUCAACGGAUUACGACUCUUCGAACCUCAGUAGAGACUUCAAUCAGGUUGGCUUCAACACUUACAACUAUUCCCAGUUCGAGGAGAAGUACAAGCCACGGCAGAUCUUCAAAUACGGAGACGAGUAUCUCGAGUACGGGCGCAAUUCCGUCCGGCUCGAUUCAAACGCUGAGAGAUCAACGGCAAGAUUAACUGGGAGAUAUCAACAGGACGGGUUGACUAAGUUCGAGCAAAGAUAUUCGAGGAGUCAUUCGCAGCCUGAGAGACAGCAGUAUGCUUAUCACGAAACGCGAUCCAAGUCACAGGACUCGCGAGAGUUGACAUUUUAUCAUAUCGAUCCACCACCGAAAUUGGAGAAUCCUCAACCACAACAACAGCAACAACAACAACAAUCGCAGCAGCAACAACCACCGCAACAACAACAACAGCAGCAGCAGCAACAGCAACAGCAACAACAGCCAAAUAAAUCUCAUCGACCUAGCACUGACAAAUCAGCUGCUUCGAAUAAAAAAGAAUUAACUUUCUACAAGAUCGACGGACCUAGCGCAAACUCAGCUUCUACGCAAGACAAGUGUAAAGAUAAAUCUGAUAAAAAAGAUAGAAAUCAAGAGAAGUCACAGAGUUCGAAACACGUUAAACAAAAUCAUCAUCAUCAUCAGGAACAGAAGAACAAUCCAACAAUACCACCGAAUUAUCAGUUGAACAGAUCCCAAUCAGAUUUGACCGAAUGCCAAUUACCGGAUUACUAUAGGCAUCAGAAUAAUCCUUACAUCGAUCCACCUAAGUAUCGUCAAUACGAUAGACCUCCGAAAUAUCAAGAGACACCACCAAAAUCAGAACCACCCCCAAAGUAUCAUGCUGAGCCACCGAAAUAUUCUGAAAUUGUUAGACGUCAGGAUGACUCGAAAAGAACGCAGCAGGAGGAGAGGACGACAAGACGUCAGGGUGCAGGAUUAGGAGGAGCAGGAGGAGGAAUAGGAGGAACAACGUUAGGAGGGGGAGCAGGGGGAGGGUGUAGUGGUGUAGGUGUAAGUGUAGGUGUAUGUUUAGGAGGAGGAGGAGGAGGAAGUGGAGGAGGAGGAGGAGGAGGUGGAGGAGGAUGCAGCACAGGGAGCACGAGCUGUAGCAGCUUAUGUUGUAGUAGCGGCUGUGGUAUCGCAGGAGGGGGAGGCGGAGGGAGGGGAGGCUCUACUCAUGGCGCCGAGACGCCCUCUAAUCUAGCCAGUAUCACGCCGACCGCGCGAGAAGCAAUACGCUUGCCGUCGGCCCGUAGUCAACGUUUCCAGCACAAGACGUGCGACGUGUUGCUGUUACGUUGUCCAAAUAAUAACAACAACAAUAACAACAACAACAACAACAACAACAACAACACUAGCAGCAGCAGCAGCAGCAACAGUUGCAACAAACAGGAGGAUAUUUAUUGCGACAGCAGCGACGAUUCGGAACUUUUAUUGACGCCAAAGUGUCACGUUGAGCAAUCAAAGGCUAGUCACCAUUAUCACAGUCAUCACAGUCAUCAUAAUCAUCAUCAUCAUCAUCAUCAUCAUAAUCAUAAUCAUCAUAAUUAUCAUCAACCGGCACAACAACAGCAUCAACAACAACAAAUUAGAUCGGGUUGUAGUGGCAGUGGUGUCAUUUUGAACAGUGGUGCUCCAUGUGCAGGUGGUUGUUGUAGUAAUAAUAGUAGUAGUAGUAGUAGUAGUAGUAGUAUUAAUAGUAGUAACAACGGUGUUUGCGUUGGUGUGACAAGUAAUAAUGGUUUCGGUGGUACACCCUCCCCAUGUUGCGAACUGACCAGUACCAGCGAUAAAUAUAAGAGUGCUGUGGAGUCCUUGCUGAAGGCCAACGAAGCGGCGCAAGGCCGUCCCGUUGAUAGAUCCAUGCUGAAGAUCGAGAAGCCACAGUCUUCGUCCAAGGUGGUUGCUUUGCACGGUGUCGAAGGGACUGGCAAGUCGAUGGACAGGAUGAAAUCCUCGCAGGACGUCGUAGGUUAUGUUGGUAAGCACGAGCCGGUAAAAUCCAAGGGGAAUCACGAUUCUACUCAUGGAUUCAAGGUCGAGAAUCUCAAGUAUUACGGCGAGUUGAAGGGCUAUGAUUUUAAAUCUUACGGUACGAUCGACAAGGCAAUCGUUACCGCUCACGAGAAGUCACAUUUGCAUGGUGCACCACAGGAGAAGGUUUCUCAUGAGAAAUGUCACGCGAAAUUGUCGUCAGGUUCGACGUCCUCGGCAUCGUCACCGGCGAUCCAAGCAUACCUGAAGGUACCAAACGUCGUCGAUCGUCAAGCAGAGAAGAGUCCCUACGGGGAGCACUAUUAUCAUAGAUCGUCACACUCCAAGCCGCAGAAUGCGUAUCAGGUUUAUCAGGAGACGAAGUAUUCUUACAACGUUAGUGGGGUGCCUGGAACACCGGCACAGGCCAGCGCAGCCGCAGCGUUCUUUGCAAGAGCCGCACAGAAGUUAAACCUGUCGUCGAGUCCCCAUCGUCGACGGCGUUCCGGUGACGAGAACAUCGGACCAGAAGAGCAACCCAUCUUUCCUAAUGGAUACGCCGCAUUGCUUCUCAAAUCACCGCCUCCGGCACCACCGGCCCUUCUCAGACGAAUAGGAGUCAAGGAGCUCACCGGAGUUGGCAAGGUGAAAGUCAUGCUUAGGGUGUCCCCAGGGGACGGUGGUAGUUUCUUUAACGCCGAUAAACGUAAGAAGCAAGUGACUUUGGUGGAUCCAGCAUCUGGUCAAUCUUCCUCGGCUGAAGAUCGUAGGCCAACCGUAGCAGCACCGAAGAUGUUUGCGUUCGAUGCUAUAUUCACGGAGGAAGAUUCUCAGACGGAAAUCUGUUCGAGCGCCCUUACCGACGUUAUUCACGCUGUCAUCAAUGGAACGGAUGGUUGCCUCUUUUGUUAUGGACAUGCAGGUUUGGGCAAGUCUCACACAAUGUUGGGCACCCCUGAGGCAGGCCACACUUUGGGUGCAAUCCCGUGCGCGAUAGCGUGGCUCUUCCGUGGAAUUUCCGAGCAACGUCAGAGAACCGGCGCCAGAUUUAGCGUGAGGGUCAGUUGCGUUGAAUUGACCACCGGCCAGCAACAGUUGAGAGAUCUUCUUGCCGCUCAUGCGAAUGAUUCAGAACAAUCACCGGCCGUUUAUCUGAGAGAUGAUCCACUGUUCGGUACAUUGCAGUUGCAACAACACAGUGAGCUCCGAGCUCCGACCGCGGAACGUGCAGCUUUUUAUCUCGACGCAGCAGUUGCCGGUCGUCAACGAGAAGAUGGAGAUGCUCACAUGCUCUAUACUUUACACGUGUAUCAGUAUAGCGUGGCUGGCAAGGGUGGUGUCGCCGGUGGUAGAAGCAGACUACAUCUCAUGGACCUUGGUAAUUCCGACCGUGGUAAAUCGUCCGGUGGAAUACCACUUUCGGGUCUGGGAAAUAUUCUCUUAGCCAUUUUCAACGGACAAAAGCACUUGCCGUACAAGGAGCAUAAGCUAACCCAAUUACUGAAGGAAUGUCUCGGCUCGUUAACGUGUCAUGCGGCAAUGAUCGCCCACGUAUCUCCGAAUGCACAACAUUAUACCGAGACUCUAACGACCGUGCAGUUGGCAUCGAGGAUUCAUCGGAUGAGACGUAGGAAGAUUAAGUUUGUCGGUGGUGGUACACAGGGUACCGGAAGUGGUGGUAGCUCGGGCGAGGAAGCAGCCAGACAGAACAGCGAAUGUGAUCCAAGUUCGAGUGAUCUUUCAGCAGAUACCGUAAUCUACGUUGGUCCAUCCGCCGAUGACGCAACCGACGGAGAACAUCCACCGGUUUACAUUCCUAGUUUGAAUUCCGGUGAUAAUCGUUGUGCCAUGGGUAGAGUUCUUCGUGGUUCAGCGGCUGAGAGACCUAGUAAGAUACCUGAGGAAAGGAGUCCGGCACACAAGGCCACGAAAAUAGCGAAGACUUUAACGCAAACAGCUUCGAAACAAACUUCACCUGCUCACAGUGCCACGCCAAAGGCCAGUCCAGCGAGAAAGAUAUCUUCGAGCAAGGUUUCGAGUUCAAAGGUAACCGACUCGCCGAGUAGUAAGAUUCCAGUAGCCGCUUCGAGUGGUGCUUCGGACGAACAGUGGAUAGAUGGUCCAAGAAUUUCAAAAUCAAAGGUUGCCGAGGCUAGACACAUGUUGAAGGAUUCUCAUCAUAAACGAGAGACUUGGAUAGACGGACCGAUGCAAUUGACCGGUCCCCCUCUCUUACCACUUCAUACUCAACAACAACAUUCUUCCGGUUAUGGAUUCAUGGACAGCCAUAAGAAGAGUAUGAUAAGGAAAUGGGUGGAAAAUCAGUCGUCGCAAAUUCAAAGAUCUAAGCACGCUCAGUCACGUAUGGAACCGUUAAAAGGCACUGGACAAUCUUCUCAGUUCAAGGAAAUGACGACGUUCAAAAGUUGUUCCGCCACUGUUGACGACGACGAUACCUCUUUAUCAACGGCUGAGAGUGAUAGUCUGAAAGCCAACGAAAUCGAAGACAUCACUGAGAAACUCGGAGCUAAACUAAAUCUUCUCAACGUCAAGUCAAACACCGAUUCGGGAUUAGACUUAACAGCUAGCCCAGUUAUGGACGAUAGCGUUGAUAGAGGAAAGUUAGAUCUUCCGGAGGAUGAGGAUGACGACGAAGAGAUAGUUGUACCACCCCCUUUACCUCUGAUCGAACCUCUUAGCAAUGGAGUUAGCAGAGAAGUCUCAAUGGAAAGUUUGAAUCUUUCUCACAAGGACAUUGUACUACCAUCCAGACACUCGCUCUCAUCCGAAGACGAAAUCUUAGAAAUUGUUGAGGUAGAAGAUUUAGAACCAGUGCCAAUGCAGGAUUCCUGUCUUCAAGUCACGGAAGAGGACAUUGCCAUGUGUAUGGGAGAAAAUCCUUUACCAGAAAGCGAUCAAGAAGAACAUCCUUUAAGAAUUCUAAGCCAGGAGAAUCUCACGGUUGUCUCUACGUUUACUGACUCAAUGUCGGUGAUGUCAGAUACGGAACGCUACAGAUCUCAUUACCCGCCGCCUGUUGGUGCUGGUGUAAUGCCAAGGCCAUAUUUCGACCAUGAGGAUUUCUUAGAACAAGAGACCAGGCACAAGUUCGAUCAAUUGGCACGACUUCACGAGCUCUACCAAAGCAAGCUAGCUCUCGCUAAUGUCUCGAAUUCAGCGACGUAUCAAAGAGAGAAUUCGUCCACUGUGAACUCCCGAGAAGCUCCAUCCGCCACCAUCUUCCGUCCGCCAUCACGCUGUCAGUCAUUGUCCCUUACGGACGUCUUAUUCAACGACAAUGCGAGCAAUCAUGGUAGUAUCUACAGCGAGCCCGCAUAUAUAGCUGGCAAGUCCGAUCAGGAGAAGAUAUGUGACAAUUGUCGUCAAAGUAUGUCAAGACCAGCGACAGCAUUUUAUUGGUACCCAAGUAGCGUCGCUCAUCUUGCCAGUCCAAGAAGGUACUGCGGCAAAUUAGGCGAGUGCAAUAUAUCUAGUCUGAGGCAUCCAGACGGUGCUUCGAAUCCUAAUUUAAAGGAAGAAAUCGAAAGGAUACCUGGAAACGGUGCUUCGGGCUCGGAUCCUGAGGAGGAAUACGUUGAGGCAAAGAAACUCUUCACUGCGGCGGAGAGAUCGGAAAGGACGAUUACGGGCAAGUCUGAUAUCGAGGAGGACGUUAAAAUUCAAGCACCAUCCUCCGGUAGAAUGCAACGAAAAAUUCUAAGUCUUGGUUCCUCGUUGGGUCUCAACAAAGAGGGUUACGAAUCCGACGCCGAUUCAGCAGCACGGGCAGCUAAAUUGUCACCAGCUACUUUGUCCAGACAUCGUGCUGAAAGUUCGGGAUACGACAGUGUUGUAAGGGACAGUGAGACCAGCAGUAUCGCUAGUGAUUCUUCUAGGCAAACCAGUGCUCUUCAAGAACAUCAAGCGGUGGAACGGCGGGUGGCAGGGCGCGUGCUCCGGGCACGGCUUCACUCUCAGCAGGUGGCACGGCAUCCGGUCGAGCCACCACUGCUGCCACCGGGGAUACUCGUUUACACAGGCGAGGACGUGGACAUCCUGGACAAGCGCGCGCGAUUGCGUUCGGAGCCACGUGGCACGAUGUCCAAGAUACACAACCUGCGACUGCGCCAGCGCCUUCUUAGGCACGAACUCAAAGACGCCAAGAAACGAUUGAUGGUUCCCGACUGUCGUUGGAGUUACGAAUUGCACGUGGAGGACAGUAUGGACUGGCGUGACCCGUCCUUUCUCGAGGCUCUCGAAGCUGAAACUUGUAUACUCCAGAAACGAGUAGAAGCUUGCAAGAGUCAUGUCCUCUUGGUCACCUGUUUCGAUUUCUGUCCUCAACGCUCCUCAACGAGUAACGUCGCUUCGCCGCAAGAAAUAAAUAUCACCUAACGUAGAUUCGGAUCAGCGCGUACGACCGCGUGCUGAUCAAUACCGAUACCGGUUAACCAUCUUAACAUGCGUCUUCUGCUCUGCCUACGAUCGAAAUCUUUUGUUUUCUAUGAUUCGCUAGGUCGGCGAUAGAGUUAAUAAAAGAUAGAGAAGAGAAGAGACGAGCGAGGUCGUCGAAUAAAAUGCGUCACCGACACCGGCGCCGAUGUCGCUCGACUCCGUCCAGAAUAACUGUUAUGGUUAGUCAAAAAAUCGUCGUAUCCUCGUCUUACCAUCGCACGUCGUUGUUAUCCUUUGUCCAGUUUAAGCGCUACGGGAAGAAAAAUGAAAAGAAAAGAAAGAGAAAAGAAAAAUAAAAAGAGAGACAGAGAAAAAGAAAGAAAGAGAGAGGGAGAGAGAAAUGCCUCCACGAUAUUUUAACCUUUCAAUUACGAAAUCACGAAGGAAGGAAAUCAUUUUUUCGCGAAUCGAUCUCGUAUCUCUCAAUCGUCUUUAAUUAAUCCUAACAUUGAAUUUAUCAUUGAAUAUUAAAAAGCGUGUUUACUAUCAUACGAUGACCUUGCUUUUUGUAGAUGAAAGGUUAAAGGGACGGCACUGUACACACAUGUACACAUCGGUAAAUAUACUUACGUACGCGCACACGCACGUGUCUUCUUAUUGGAGUUGUUAGAGACUAUAUCGAAUAUAUAUAUAAAUAUAUAUAUAUAUAUAUUAUAUAUAAAUAUAUAAAUAGUAUAUAUCUAUGUAUUCGCGUUACGAUUUCUCGACGUUCGAGUUUCCUCGGUUCUUUUUUAAAUGGCGUACGUCGAGUUUCAAAUGACUCCCCACAAUCGAGAUAGAUAAAAGAUGUUAUUAUUAUUAUUAUUAUUAUUAUUAUUAUUAUUAUUAUUAUUAUUAUUAUUAUCAUGACUAUUAUUAUUAUUACUAUUAAUAUUAUUAUAAUUAUUAUCGUAAUCAUUAUUAUUACUAUUAUUAUUAUGAAUUAUUGUUACGAAAUGUAGAGAGCGCUCGACAGGCGAUUAUUAUAUAUAAAUGUUUAUAUUUAAUUUAUUCAUUUUUAACGUACAAAAGAUAGGUGCUGCGUUUAUUAUCAUUCUUAAUGCGUGUAUCGUUCGUUGCACUUCGCGUUUCAAGUAAAUGAAAAUUUAAAGAAAAAAAAAAAGAAAAAAAAUAAUAAUAAUAAUAAAAAGAAAAAAAAAAGGAAAUAGAUUCGCACUGCCGUUGAUCGACCGAUAUAAUAACGAUAACUUUACCGAAAGCCUUCCGACGAACGUAAAGUAGCGUUUGUUAAAUUUUAUUACGAACGAACGGACGCGCUGUUGCGUCCUUCUCCUCGUAUCGUUCGUUCUAGUCGCGUUAGGCAAUAAUAUAAUCGAUUAGAUCCGUACUGCCAUACUGACCGAUACGACGUCAAUGAUAGAAAAGGAAGAAAGAAAAGAAAAAGAAUGAAAACAAUACACGACUUCCAAUAUAAAGACUGUCGGUGAAUAGGCCGAAUUUUUAGCGUUUCAAAACGAUGAAGACAAAUAGAGAGAGACGAUCGAUUUAUUAUGGAUUUACUAAAAAAUACAUUCUUCGAUGAGAUUAUUUAACGUGAAACUUAUGCGAUUAGAAACGUGCCAUGAAAAAUGUGUGAGGUGGACUUUUCUAAUCGAGAACUCGAUUGUUUCUUUCUAAUCGUAAAAAUGAAAUGAACGGAAAAAGAAAAAGAAAAGAAAAGAAAAAAGUACAUAAAUAAAUAAGCAAAAAAGCAAUGUAUAAAUAUCAAAGUUCGAUCACCAUCGUCAUAGAAAUCUCGAUUCAUGUUAUUGUAAACGAGUCGUAGAUAUAAAAUAGAAAACUGCCAACGAGCAACAUGCUACUGCCAAAAGGGAGAAAGAGAAACAAAAAAAAAGAAAAGAAGAAACGGAAGAACGAAAAGAAAACGAGAGCACGAUAAAAUCAUUUUUUGUACGAUUUAAGAGUUAAUGAGAAAAAGAUUAAAGUAAAGGUAAUGAAGAAAAGAAAGAAAAAAAGAAAGAAAAGAAAAAAUUAAGGAACUGCGACCGCAAGCGAACUAACUUAAAAUAUACACGCACGUUAAUUCAAGAUAUUAUCGUAGCUUUAAUUGUUAUCGGCAGUUAUCGCACUUCGUAGGGUUCUGUAACUUCACGUAGAAAGACGCUGAUCGUGGUGAAUACGAGAUUAAAAAGAAAAAGAAAUAAAGAGAUAGAGAGAGAGAGAGAGAGAGAGAGAGAGAGAGAGACGGAGAAAUAAUUAGAAAAUUGCAUUUGUAAAAAUGAAACUCGUAAGAACACGUGUAAGGAAUGAAAAUAUAUCUCGUUUUCGAUAAAACAGGAAAAAAGGAUAAAAUAUAAAUAAUAACAAUAAAUAAUAAGAAUAAAAAAAAAAUAAAAAGAAGAAAGUCAAAAGGAAAACAAUUAGAUUAGCCAAGACUUCUCGAAAAUAUCAACGUUGAGAAUAUUUAAGAGAAAAGACAACGUACGGGGUUAAGAAGUGGACGGUCCCGAAAAGAAGGGAGAGAAUGAAAAUAGGCGGGAUAAAAAUAAAUCGGUAUACCAGUAGGCGGUUAAAAUGCAAAAAUAGAGAUUCCAGCAUUCGAAUGCGUGUCGCGGCGAACCGAGAUCCGAUAACUAUCAAAAACAUCCCCUCUCUUUUCGUCUUAAUUUUCGUUUCGCAUAUAUGUAUCUACCUCUCUUCAAUUUUCCUUCGUGCAUUAUGUAUAUAUAAGAAUAAUGUAUCUAUGUAUGUAUGUACGUAUGUAUGUAUGUAUGUAUGUAUGUAUGUAUGUAUGUAUGUAUGUAUGUAUGUAUGUAUGUAUGUAUGAUCGAAUAAGCAAAUAUGCUCGAUCAGAAAAAAAAGAAAAUGAAAAAAAAAAACGAAAGAAGUUGACUAAUCGUAAGAACAAAUUCUUUGAUUGGUGUUUCGAGCUUUUAGCCUGAAAUUCGAAUUUUUGUUCCGCCCGUUUCUUUUUUUCUAUUACACAUAUACACAUACAUACACACACACACACACACAUACACAUGUACAUACAUAUAUAUAUAUAUACAUAUAUAUAUAUAUAUAUUUUAUAUUUUCAGAAAAAAAAUGUAAUAAUCACCUAAAGUAUGUAAGAUAAAAAAAUUUCAAUUCGACCUACGUAAAUAAUAUCUAUAAGUACGCAAGUAAAUGUGUAAAGAGUAUUAGAAAGUGGUGGGGUGAAAUGAAAAGGAGAGUGGUAGUGGGGUGUGAUGAAGAAGAAAGUGGUGGGGAUCGUUGGUUAAUCCAUGAGUCUAUCGUUGAGACGUGCGCAGUUUUCUUUCGACCUUGGUCCUUGUCGUUACAUUUACUCACACGAUCCACGUCCUCGAUAUAAACAAAUCCUUGUUAACGAAUAUCAAGAUAGUACAAUAACGAUAAGCAAUGAUCUCUUUGUUAUUUUUCUUAAUAACAGAUUUCUAUUAGUAAAAGGCCGAUACACGUAUUGCAUGCAAUGAAAUAAGCUAACUCUCUUCGUAAGAAGAAAUCAACUUUUUCAUUGUUAAUAGUUUUAGAUUUAUCUUUAACCGAAUGAUUAAAAGAACAAACGAACGAACGAACGAACGAACGAACGAACGAAGGAACGAACGAAGGAACGAACGAAGGUGAUAUAUAGAUCUCCCGAUCGAUAUUUUUCUACGUUUUUUACAUUAUGAUUUUCACGAACGAUCUCGAUCUCCGGGCGAGGGCUUCCAAAAAAUUGAAAAAAAAAGAAAGAAAAAAGAAAAGAAAAGAAAAUAUUUCUUCCAUCUUGUCGAAGGACAGCCUCGAAUUUUUGAAACUUACGAUUUCCGUUCUCUCGUCGUCGCCGUACGCGCGUGUCUCGAUCGGAAAGCCACUGCCAAGAGAGCGUGUGUCGAGUCCGUCUACCGUGAAAUAGAAAAAAGAAAAAGAAAAAGAAAGAAAAAUGAAAGAAAUAAUAGUAUAUAACAAAGGAUGAAACGAUCUAAGGAAUAUAAUAACGCUAUCCAUUAACUGAUUGAAACGGUAGUAACGAUCUAUAACGUCCCACUGAUCAAAACCACGCGUCUCUGUAUAUAUAUUAUACUACUUGUACCAUAUUUAUAUUUUAUAUGUACAAAUUAGCCAUGUAAUUUCUUGUAAUAAAGACGAAUUUGCAACGUAGAUCAUCGUGAGGAAGAUUGAAGGAUUCAAAGAGAAAGGAAGAGAGAGAGAGAGAGAGAGACGGAAGAAAGAAAAGAAACAUGGUAAAAACCUUUUCAUUUAGUAUUUUAUUUUCAAAACAAAUUCGAAUCUAAUUUAAUGGAAUUGAAACGAUAUAUACUAAUGUAGUUUCAACUGUAUGUAUUUGCUAACGAAGUUUGUCUCUUACAACGAAAAUAUCAAUAUUAAUGAAUAGUUGGAAGAUUGAAAAAUCGAAAAACGAAAUGAUGGAAUAAAGUAAGAUCGUGUUUUCUCUUCUCUUUUUGCGUAAGAAACAUUCCACGUAUGGAAGAAAAAUAAAAUAAUGUAAACAAA
This is a messenger RNA of Vespula vulgaris, 11052 nucleotides long. RefSeq lists its product as uncharacterized. Gene Ontology annotation, biological process: microtubule-based movement. The record is from RefSeq and is a predicted model, not a curated record. Lineage: Eukaryota; Metazoa; Arthropoda; Insecta; Hymenoptera; Vespidae. The transcript has 14 exons. Bases 112 to 6555 code for a protein of 2147 amino acids. Gene Ontology annotation, molecular function: ATP binding; microtubule motor activity; microtubule binding.